GUUAGAGUGUUAUUCAAAAAACUAGAUGCUGGAGAAACUCAGCAGGUCAGGCAGCAUCUUUGGAGGGAAAAUGGACAGUCGAUGUUUUGGAUCGAGACCUUUCAUGUAGACUGGAGAGGUGGUGUUGUUCCUCAAGCUUACUGUGGCAGUGCAGGAGACCACAGGCAGAAAGAUCAGAGCAGAAGUGGGCUGUUCACUUUAAUUGAAGACGGCGGAACUCAAUAUCAGCUUCUCCAACAUUGGAAAACUCACUCUUUCUGUUUGUAUCAGAAUCAGCCGAUUCUGCCCGAUAUCAAAAUUUCGGUUCGGUUUUGUGGGCUGCUGGCCGUUUCCCACAGCCUUGUCACACUGCACAAAGAAACUUAAUCCAACUUUAGCUGCCACGUUACCAUAUCAGUGACGUUCCCUUUAUCACAUCCAUCUCCCCCCACCAACUUCUUUCUCCUCCUCCCCUCCAUUUCUGAAGUGUCCUUGACCUGAAAUGUUGACUGGUUCUCUUUCCACAGAUGCUGUCUCAUCUGCUGACCGUUUUUAGCCUUUUUUUUAAAGAAUUCAGCUUCUGUGUUUUAUUCAUUUUCUUUUCAAGGAAGUAUAUAAAUGCUUGUUUUACUCCAGGGAGCACCCUCAUAUCCAAGAUUGACCACGGCGUCGAAAUUCAAAGCUGUAGCCUUGGCCAUUCGGGCCACAAUUGUGAACAAGGUCUUUAAAAGCGCAGUAACAACAAAUUUCCACAAUAACGUUUCGUUUCUUCCGCCCACUCUUGCUAAUUAAAGUCGUUAUUUACUUCCCUCCCCUUCACGUUUGUGUCGCACGUGAAAGUAAGUUUUUGACUGGUAGUUGCACCGCAAACUUGCUUGUUUAAAAACUAAAUAGCAGAUUUAUACAGACUAAUACGGCCAAGGAACAUUUCGACAGAGAAAUUCUUUUGCACUUUCUCCUCCUCCCAUCAACACACUAAGAGGAAGGAUAUCACCUGAUCACGCUGGCUUCCUGCGAUUCUAUCUAUCAUGCAAAACAAACUGUUUCCGUUUGAUGCUCAAUGAAGAGACGCUUUUUAUUUGUUGGAACCUGCGGCUGUAAAGUGCUAACCAGGAUCGCUUAGUCGCUCUCCUCACAAAGGCAUGAUGUUUUCCAUUAGUCUCACUUAGUGUGGUCCUUAAGCACCAAAGGCAUGGUUGAUAGGCCUCGGGUCACGCACCAGAUGCUCUUGUCCGAGGGUGCGUUGGCCAGGAAAGCAGUACCAUAGAGCCGAGUACUCCCAUCAAAUAAUUGGUGGGGCUCUGUGGGUUUGGCGUUUGUGGGUGCGGCCGGUCUUGUGUUCAGGAAUGGUGCCAGAGCAGCAGUGCGCUGAACUUUCACUUCCACUGUAAACCGAAAUAGCUUUCUGCAUACUCCGAAAAAGCAGGGAUCAACAACAGUGCAGUCAUCCGAAGGAGUUCCGCAAAAGACUUCUCAAUCAACAUUUAAAGAUGCUGCCUGACCUGCUGAGUUCCUCCAGCAUUUUGUGUGUGUUGCUCCAGAUACCAGCAUCUGCAGAAUCUCUUGUGUCUCCUCACAGAGGAAUGUGCAAAGGAUGAGAAGACAUCAAAGAUUCCAUGAAAAAGUUGUGCUGUGUGUUUUGAUAACUCUGGGAUCUCUGGGAUUGCUCUUCAUGUUUUGGAAUGGCAGCCAAUUGCAAGAGACUGAUAACAUUGUCACAGAAACUAUCUAUCGCAAAGACUUGCCCAAGGUUGUUAUUGCUAAUGCAACCAAAUUGGUGCUCAAGCCUAAGUGCCAAGGGAACAAGACAUUUGUGGACCUGCCCACAUUUAAUCAACAGCCACAGCAUAUAAAAAAUUUCUUGAUGUAUAAACACUGCCGAGAAUUUGACAUGAUUCAGAAUGUCCCAGACAAGUGUGGGGGUCGAGAAGGCUCUCGGAAUGUCUUCCUGCUCCUGGUGGUCAAAUCUGACCCUUUCAACCAGGACCGGCGGGAAAUGGUAAGGAAGACCUGGGGGAAGGAGCGAGAAUUCCGAGGGGUCCUAAUUAGGAGAGUCUUUAUCUCUGGUAUCUCUCCUGACUUAAAGGAAAGGAAGAAAUUGAAUCAGCUGUUAGCGAUGGAGAACAGAGAACACAGCGACAUCCUGCAGUGGGAUUUUCUGGAUACUUUUUUCAAUCUCACUCUCAAACAAUACAAGUUACUGCAGUGGGUCAAUGAUUUUUGCCCCAGUGCUCAAUUCCUCUUCAAUGGAGAUGAUGAUGUCUUUGCCAACAGUGACAACAUGGUUGAUUACUUACUAAGUGUGAAGGCUCAUCAACACCUAUUUGUGGGCCAUCUCAUUCAUGGGGUUGGGCCCAUCCGUGAGAAGUGGAGCAAAUAUUAUGUGCCAGAGUUAGUGACCACCAUUAACUCGUACCCACCAUACAUUGGUGGAGGGGGCAUACUUAUGUCUUUGUAUACAGCUCGUAUCAUCUACCACAAAGCCCAAGACCUUGAACUAUACCCCAUUGAUGAUGUGUUUCUGGGGAUGUGCCUGGCCAAAGCUGGGCUUGCCCCACAUUCCCAUAUAGGCUUCAGGACAACUGGAGUCAGGGUUCCAUCGACCCAAGAUGACUCUUUCAAUCCUUGCUACUACCGUGAGUUGCUGCUGGUACACCGUUUUCGGCCUUACGAACUGCUGUUGAUGUGGGAUGCAGUGCACAAUGCUAAUCUGAAAUGUGCUUACUCUUCCCAGAAGUCUAUGUUGGAGAAAAGGAGCGUAUGAGUCACGAGAUCGUGGCAACUGUUGGAAUGUAAUGCUGUCUGUGGACAUGUAUUUUUUUGCAAAGUUCAUGUAAUAUGAUAAAUGUUGAUCAAUUUCUAAAUUAUAUUGAAGGGGAUACAUUAACUCAUAUACUUGAUGUCUUUCUAUACUGCCAAAUGUAUGAUAAGCUGUCAGACUAUGAGGCUGUCAUCACUCAGCCUGAUGUUCACUGCACCCAUAAUCACAUUAUAAAGUAGACAGGAGCACCACAAUCUAAUUGAUCUUAUGGCCAACUGUAAAACCACUCCAGGUGCUCCAAGUGAGCAGUCCCCACGGCACUGCAUACAAAUAAGUAUAUUCCUAUGAGGCACUUGCAUAAUAAGCUACCAAGAAAAAUUUUAUUGAAUGUUAGAUCUGAGCAUUUUAUUUUGCCCUUUCUUACAUGUCCUGCAAAAUAUGAAGGAGAUAAAUGUCCUUGGAGGGGAACAAUGGGAAUGCAGUACAAAUGAGAAUCAAGGUCUAAAAUUGUCUCCAGGUUGGAGGAAUAGAGAAACUAAAAUUAUCGCUUGAGUGCUGAAAGGUCAUCCAGCUGAAUGAUCGUCCUCUUGAACUAGUUCCUAUUUUUUUAAGUAUUUCAAGCCUAAUACAUUUCUUUGGAUGAUAUUGUGCAACUUUUGUGUAACACAGACUGAUGCUACUGUACUUGUCAUGAAAUGCCUUGUUUAUAUUAUUCAUAUACUGUGAGAUUGAAGCUUUUGUAGAACAACUAAAGAAACCUAAUUUUAAUAAAAAUGGUAUUGUUUU
This is a messenger RNA of Pristis pectinata (smalltooth sawfish), 3526 nucleotides long. RefSeq names its product N-acetyllactosaminide beta-1,3-N-acetylglucosaminyltransferase 3-like. The coding region runs from base 1574 to 2743 and encodes 389 amino acids. Gene Ontology annotation, molecular function: hexosyltransferase activity. The record is from RefSeq and is a predicted model, not a curated record. The transcript is spliced from 3 exons. Lineage: Eukaryota; Metazoa; Chordata; Chondrichthyes; Rhinopristiformes; Pristidae. Gene Ontology annotation, cellular component: membrane.